UAAUAUUGUUACACAAAUAAGGAAAAUGACAAAAUAUUCAUUCUUCUACUUUUUGUUAAUCUCUAGAUCAGUAUUAGACAACAUAAGAAGAAAUAAGAAUAAUGUUUGCCAGGGGAAAGGAAUUGCAGAGGAUGUUUCUUCAAUGUGGGCCAAGACGUGGUUUUGCCAACAAGGCUGUUUUUGAUAUAGAACCUUGCCAAUUACAUGGACUAGAAACUGGUCCAUCAACCAGAACUACCCUUACGAGGACGGAUGCCCUCACAUAUUUCACAAUGAUGUCGGAAAUGAGAGAGAUAGGGAAUGUAGCAAACAUAUUGUUUAAUCAAAACUUAAUUCGAGGAUUUCUUCAUCUGUGUCCAGGAAUGGAAGCAGUGCGCGCCGGAGUAGAGGCAGCCAUUACACAAGAAGACAUAGUUGUCGGUACAUAUCGUAUCCAUGGCUGGGCUUAUGCUAGAGGGAUAACAGUCGAGCAAAUUCUUGGAGAAUUUCUGGGAAAAUCAACCGGCUGUUCUAAGGGAAAAGGUGGAGCUAUGCAUCUUUAUUCGAAGAAUCUAUUUGGUGGCAACGGAAUAAUAGGGGCGACUGUACCCCUUGGAACUGGUGUAGGCUUUGCUAUGAAAUACAACAAGAAGCCGAAUGUAUCUGUUUCGACCUAUGGAGAAGGUGCGGCCAAUCAGGGUCAGAUAUUUGAAGCCUUCAAUAUGGCCAAACUCUGGAACCUUCCGUGUAUCUACCAUUGUGAUAAUAAUGUAUACAGUAUUUCAACGAAAGCAGAGAGGGUGACUGCCAGCACGGAUUUUUACUCCAGGGGAGACUACAUUCCUGGAUUGAUGAUAAUUCCUUUGUCUAUGUUUUCAUAUGUUUACCAUUCUUCCUCAUUUUAA
Messenger RNA from Saccostrea cuccullata (small rock oyster), 884 nucleotides. RefSeq names its product pyruvate dehydrogenase E1 component subunit alpha, somatic form, mitochondrial-like. NCBI's taxonomy places the organism in Eukaryota, Metazoa, Mollusca, Bivalvia, Ostreida, Ostreidae. The transcript has 6 exons. Gene Ontology annotation, molecular function: pyruvate dehydrogenase (acetyl-transferring) activity. Bases 102 to 884 code for a protein of 260 amino acids. The record is from RefSeq and is a predicted model, not a curated record. Gene Ontology annotation, biological process: pyruvate decarboxylation to acetyl-CoA.